Armigeres subalbatus is the source of this 3641-nucleotide messenger RNA. RefSeq names its product structural maintenance of chromosomes protein 5 (gene SMC5). The transcript has 7 exons. Gene Ontology annotation, molecular function: ATP binding; ATP hydrolysis activity; single-stranded DNA binding. The record is from RefSeq and is a predicted model, not a curated record. Gene Ontology annotation, biological process: double-strand break repair via homologous recombination. The coding region runs from base 353 to 3466 and encodes 1037 amino acids. NCBI's taxonomy places the organism in Eukaryota, Metazoa, Arthropoda, Insecta, Diptera, Culicidae. Gene Ontology annotation, cellular component: nucleus; Smc5-Smc6 complex.
GCGUCUUUCGAGAGCUUGAUCGUUGGUGCGAUUCGCGCGUUUGUCUUUUCCAAGCGAUAAAUAAAACAAGAAAGUACUUGUUGUUAUCGGCUCGUCUGUAAACAAUCUAGUUUUCCACGAAUUUCUGUUUGUUAUUUGCAUUGUUGGAGGAAAUAAAUUCCGUUUUAUUAAUUUAUAAUUCACUUUAUUGAUACUGUUCUGUUAAGUGUUAUCUCGACAAACGCGGUUGCUAUCUAUGUGUUUAGUGAUAUCUACUGGUUGCAAGCCAAUUAUAUGUCCGAAUUUAACAUCCACGCACAUAAGCGGCUGAAUACAAAUUUUAAGCUGUUUCUCAUCGCCUACAAACAGAUCAAUGGAAGACUUCAUAAAAGGGAAGAUCAAAUCUGUCGCAGUCAAGGAUUUUGUCACUUACGAUGUUACAAUUUUUUAUCCGGAUGAACACCUCAACAUCAUUAUCGGUCCCAAUGGAACCGGCAAGUCUACAAUCGUCGCUGCCAUAGUUUUGGGAAUGGGAGGCAACUGCAAACUGUUGUCUCGUUCCGGAAGUAUAGAAGACUACAUCAAGAAUGGCAAAGACGUGGCCAAGAUAGAGGUCGCGCUCUAUAAAAAUGCAAAGCGGGACGUCGUCAUGUUCAACCGAACGUUCAACCGCAGCGGAAUGGAUCGGUUUGAAAUCGACGGCACCAAGGUGUCGCACAAGGAGUUUCUCAAUCGGAUCAAAAAUCUAAACAUUCAGAUCGACAACCUGUGCCAGUUUCUGCCGCAAGAUCGCGUACAGGAUUUCACCAAGAUGAACUCCCGGGAGUUGUUGCUGAACACUCAGGCUUCGGUUUGCCGGCCGGAGAUGAUAGAACUGAUGGACCAGCUGAUGGAGAAGCGGAGAAACCAGAAGACGGUGGCCAAAUCGAGUGCGGACAGUUUGACCAAACUGAAGGAAGCCGAGGCCAAAAAUGAGGAAUUACGCGUUCAGAUCGAGAACAUGAAGGUUAGAAAGCAGUUCGAAAAAGAAGUGGAAAUAUGCAAUGCACGGAAGGCGUGGUUGGAGUAUGAAGAUGUCUAUCUGAAGUUCACUUCUAUAAAGGACGAUUUGCAGUUGGCAAAAACGAGCAUGAACGAGAAACAGAAACGUCUGGAUCCACUCAAAUCUAAAGCUGCCAAACUGAACAAAACCAAAGGGGAGCUCAACGAAAAGAUCAAAGUGGAAGCGUCGGAGAUCCAAAAACAUUCGAACCAACUGCGGCAGAUGGAAACCAGGACCGAACAGCUGGAAGAUUCAAUAUCAACGCACAAGCGCGAACUACAUGAUACCAUUUCUCAGGCAGCAGAUCGCGAAAACCAACUGGUCCAAGCCAGAGAGACACUAUCGAUUCUGGUGCAAGAUUGCAAAAACGCCAUGAACGAACUGGGUUCAGAGCCCGUCCAGGAACAGAAGAAGAAACAACUAACGGUCAAGAUAGAUAAGGUCAAACGAGAGUGUGACCUUCUGGUAAGUAGGCGGAAUGAGUUGAACCAGAAAAUCGAAACAGAGCUGAAACCAGAGAUGGUAAGCAUUCAGCGGAGAAUUGAAGCACUGGAAAACAUCGAACAAGUCAAGAUGCGUCUGUUGCAGUCGAGGUUUGAGAGUGCCUACAAUGCAACACUGUGGCUGCGAGAAAAUCAACAUCUAUUCCGCAAAAAGAUUUACGAGCCGAUGCUAUUAGAACUGAAUGUUCCAAACAGCGAAAAUGCCAAAUAUUUGGAAAAUACUAUCGCCAGGCGGGACUUGAUAGCAUUCACUUGCGAGGACCGGGACGAUAUGGCGCUUUUCCUGCGCAAGGUACGCCAAGAGAUGAAACUUGAAGGAGUGAACGUGGUGUUUUCGGAGCCAUCGGAUCAACUAAACUAUCAGUCACGACUGCCAAUACAAAGUUUACAACGUUAUGGUUUUUACUCCUACCUGAUAGACAUGGUUGAAGCACCUUUUCCGAUUUUGAACUACCUUUGCAAAUCUUUUAAUUUGCAAAACGUCCCGGUUGGCUCUGACGAAUCCACCAAGUAUGCCUCCCAAAUGCCGGAUGAAAUCCGUUUGUUUUUCACUCCAUCGCAUCGGUUCCACAUCAGUAAGUCGCGUUACACAGGCGAAAAAAGCUCCCGGUGUGAUGAGUUUCACUCGAUGAAUCUAUUGAACAAAAAUGUUGAUCCAGAGGCGUUGCAGGAACGAAAGUACGCUCUCGACCGACUGGUGAGAGAGUGUGACAAAAUUCGAAAUCAUCGUACUCAGAUUGAAGCGGAUAUCAGCAGAGUGCAGGAGCAAUGCUCGGAAUUGAAUGCCGAGCGCAGACAAGUAGAUGAAAAGUUCACACGAUACCAGAAUUUUAAACACAAAACAAAACGUCAGGAACAAAAGUGCAGCGAUCUGGCCAAACGACUAGUUAAUGUCGAUGCGGAAAAAAACAAAUUCAGAGAUUUCUGUGGGAAAACUAUUGCAGAUAUGCUCAAACUUCAGGGGAAGAAGGUGGAUGAGAUGGAUUUAUAUGUGGCUGCCACAGUUAAGUACGAAGCCUACAAACAGAAAUUGACGAUUUUUUUGAGUAGAAAUGCUGAUCUGGAAGGCGAAAUCCGCUCGGCAGAGGAUGCAUUCGAUUCCGCAAAGCGAAAUCACGAUUCCGUUUUAAGGCGCUAUGAAGAAGUGAAAGACAAAGUGAAGAGGAAACUACACUUUGCUAAGGACCUUACGAAUAACAAGACUCCACAGAAUGAGGAUUUUCCUUACUUGAAAGAAUUUAGGAAACUGCCAUCGGCACUGGAAGAUUUGGCCAACCACAUGGACGAAAUCCAGGCUCGAAUCGAAUGUAUGUCACGGGAUAACGGAAACAUCUUGGAGGAUUAUGAGAACCGCUGUCGACAGAUUGAAACAUUGAGAGCAUCCAUUGGUGACUCCACCAAAAAUACGGAAGCUUUGGAGGCCGAGCUGCAACAGCUCCAUGAUCAAUGGUAUCCGGAGAUCAGUCGGGUAGUGGAUAUCAUCAACGGAAAUUUUUCGCGAUUCAUGAGCAGCAUGGGCUUUGCAGGAGAGGUGGAAAUAAUCAAGAAAGGAGAGCGUGACUAUGACGAGUACGGUAUUCAGAUUCGUGUCAAGUAUCGCAACACGGAAAAGCUUCAGGCUCUCGAUCGGCACGUGCAAUCGGGUGGGGAACGCGCUGUAGCCAUCGCCACCUACACUCUGUCGUUGCAGCACAUCACGCAUGUGCCGUUUCGAUGCGUGGACGAAAUCAACCAGGGCAUGGAUCCGCGCAACGAGCGCAAGGUGUUUGAGAUGUUGGUCGAUGAAACCUGUCGCCCCGGUCAGUCGCAAUACUUCUUCGUGACGCCCAAGCUCCUUCCAAACUUGAAGUACAACGACCUCAUGAGUGUCUUCAUCGUUCACAAUGGUAAAUUCAUAGAAGAUUCUCACGUUUUUGUACGUGAUCAGAUGCGAGACGGCUAGAAGUAUUCCUCAACUCAACAAACAUGUAUAGAUGUAUGCAUUUCUUCACGUUAACUUUUAUCGUUGAUUUUACUUCUGGUUAACUAAGAUAAUGCUUCGUAUUUUAUUCCAUUAGUUUACUGGACAUAUCUUACUAUUCAAGAUUUUUAUAUGUACAAGUGUCAAACAUUUAAAA